Messenger RNA from Cryphonectria parasitica EP155, 1347 nucleotides. RefSeq names its product HET-domain-containing protein. Lineage: Eukaryota; Fungi; Ascomycota; Sordariomycetes; Diaporthales; Cryphonectriaceae. The annotation marks the transcript as partial. The record is from RefSeq and is a predicted model, not a curated record. The transcript has 2 exons.
AUGACUGCAGCAACACCGUCUCGCUGGCAUAAGCCAUCAUGCAUCAGCCCAACAGUGGUUAUGGAGAACAAUAAUACGCCUCGUUGCACAGCAUGUCACGCUGCGCCUGACCUAGAGAAGAUCUGCGCUGUCUCAGAGCAGCACACACCAUCCAGGCGCGACGCCGAUGCAAAUUCAGGAAAAGAAAACGUCCAAGAGGCGACUACAGACCUAAACCUGCGAUGGCCUUCAAGCGUCCGGUUCGUCAGGCCACAAUCUUUGUCGUCGCCGUCAACCGCCAGUCCGCAACCAAGUAGUACACAGCCUUCAGAUGGACUACCGCCGUCUAUCCAUUCGCUCAUAUAUGGCCAGAGACUCGCGCCAAAUCAAUUUCGCCUAGCCUGCCUGACGCCAACCACUAACCCCUCCCACCCAGUCCAUCUCAACCUAGAAACCUACGAAGACGACAACUGCCCAGAGUACGAGACGGCUUCGUACACCUGGGCCGGUGAGGAUGGAGACUCGACAGCCUGCUGCCCGGUGUUCUUCGGUCCGUACUGGGAUGUCUCGCUGCACACCAAGAACUGCUGGGAACUGCUCCGGUUCGCCAGGCCCACAAGAGGCAUACGGCUGAUCUGGAUCGAUGCUCUCUGCAUUAACCAGGCAGACAUCCCCGAGCGCAACGAACAAGUGCAAAAAAUGGGCAGUAUAUUCAGCAACUGCACAAGAGUCGUAGUGUACCUAGGCCCAGACAUCGUGGAGAACCAAGCAGAAGGGGGUCGAUUUCCUACCCGCCACAGGCUGCACGAGCUCCCCUGGCACGCAGAUCAGCUCAGCUCAUCGCCCCUCCAGCCCCCAGCCAGGAAGAGCAUGCAAGAGGUCCUGUCGCUGCGGUACUUCACGAGAAUCUGGAUCAUCCAGGAGCUCGUCUUGUCACCACAGGCGGUGAUCCGGAUCGGCCACGCAGACUUCGUGGCCGACUCGCGUACCCCAGCGAUAUCCAUGAAGAAGAUUCGGCCUGUCCUCGACGGAGAGAGGGCAGUGAUGCCGUGGCUCCACAUGGUUUCACAGCAGUCGUUAAGAGUCACAGACACCCUUGAAGCGCUAUCCAUUGUGCGGUAUUCUCAAGCAACAGAUCCCAGAGACAGGUUAUUUGGUAUCCUCGGCUUGAUCCGACAUGACCAGCCCGAGGGGCGACUCCAGUUUGACUAUUCUUUAUCCGACGAGCAGCUCUGGAUCGGCUUCUUCGCGCAUGUGCUGCUGGUUGAGAAGAUUUUCUGGUUCCUGGAAUUUGCGCGUGGUCACGGCGAUUCUAUCGGGAAACCGUCGUGGGUUCCACGAUGGGAAUCACUCGAGGCGUGGUCUGAG